Molecule: messenger RNA, 886 nt
Organism: Drosophila sulfurigaster albostrigata
Lineage: Eukaryota; Metazoa; Arthropoda; Insecta; Diptera; Drosophilidae
Gene: Polr3H
Product: DNA-directed RNA polymerase III subunit RPC8
Exons: 3
Coding region: 126-863 (245 amino acids)
Biological process (GO): transcription initiation at RNA polymerase III promoter; DNA-templated transcription
Cellular component (GO): RNA polymerase III complex
Source: RefSeq, a predicted model, not a curated record
UGAGAGGUUAUUAUCGGCAACAUGGCAUGUGAACUAUAAACAAUAUAAAUUAGUUUAAUGCAGUAGUUAUUGCACUUAAUAUAUAAUAUCUUGCUAAGUUAAAGCAUAUAUAUGACUUCCAAGCCAUGUUUGUGUUGGCAGAACUGAAGGACAACGUCCGCAUUGGACCGGACCAAUUUAAUUUGAAGCUUGUUGAUGCUGUGCGCGAUGAAAUUGACCGCAAACUUGCAAAUAAGGUGCUGUUAAAUGUUGGUCUGUGCAUAGCCCUCAAAGAGAUUGUCUCACUGAAGGACUCUAUUAUAUUGCCCGGCGACGGUGCCUCACACACCGAAGUUCUGUUUCGCUAUGUUGUGUUUCGUCCAAUGGUUGGCACAGUUAUCACCGGUAAAAUACGCAACUGCAGUCGCGAGGGAGUGCACGUGACAUUGGGCUUCUUCGAUGACAUACUUAUUCCGCAUGCGGCACUGCAACAUCCGUCGCGUUUCGAUGAAGCGGAGCAAGCUUGGGUUUGGGAAUAUCCCUUAGAGGAUGGUGCUAAACAUGAUCUAUUCAUGGAUGUUGGUGAGCCCAUUAAGUUCCGUGUUUCCCGCGAAAUAUUCGAAGAAACAUCGCCAAUUGGCCCGCCCAAAACAGAGGGUCAAUCCUCGCAAGGUGCUGGCACCUCCGCAGCAGCAGCAGCUGCCGCUUCAGCAGCAUCUCAGGAAGUGAAAGCACCCUAUAAAAUCAUUGGAGCUAUUAAUGAGUCUGGAUUAGGUGUGCUCUCCUGGUGGGAUCAGCAGGGCAAAGAUGACGAAGAGGAGGAAGAUGGUGAGGAUAAUGCAGAAUAUGACGAUGAGGAUGGCGAGGGUGCCUGUGAGGAAUAACAGGCAAUUAAAUCUCGCCAUUG